This is a messenger RNA of Coturnix japonica (Japanese quail), 5301 nucleotides long. RefSeq names its product Myb like, SWIRM and MPN domains 1 (gene MYSM1). Gene Ontology annotation, molecular function: protein binding; metallopeptidase activity. Lineage: Eukaryota; Metazoa; Chordata; Aves; Galliformes; Phasianidae. The record is from RefSeq and is a predicted model, not a curated record.
CUGUAUUGCUUCGUCUCGCGAGAGGUACCAGCCCGCUGUCAUGGCGGCGGAGGAACCGGAGGUGGAUGUGGAGGGGGAUCUGACGGCCGCGCUCGGGGAGGCGGCAUCAGAAGGUCAUGAAAACACAGCAUCGAGCUUACUGCAGGAUCACUAUCUUGAUUCAUCCUGGAGAACUGAUAACAGCCUUCCAUGGACGCUGGACAGCAGCAUUAGUGAAGAGAACAGGGCUGUCAUUGAGAAAAUGCUGCUGGAGGAAGAAUAUUACCUAUCAAACAAAUCGCUGUCUGAGAAAAUAUGGCUCAGUCAAAAGGAAGCAGAAAAAAGAUCUGUGAAAAGCCCACAUAAGAAAACUGGAAAAGUCAUGGUGCGAUCUCCUACAAAACCAGGCAGCAACUCAUUGAAGUGGACAUCAGAAGAAAAAGAACUAUUUGAACAAGGGCUGGUGAAAUUUGGCCGCCGCUGGACAAAAAUUGCCAAGUUGAUUGGGAGUCGUACUGUUCUACAAGUGAAGAGCUAUGCCAGGCAGUACUUUAAGAACAAGGCAAAAAAUGAUGGUUCUGAAAGAGAAGAGCAAAGUCAGUGUGGUGGCAGCCUUCCGUCUGAGGAUGGAGUAAGGGUAGAAGCAUGGUCAGCUGGAAGCUUGAGAGGCCGUGCAGACCCUAACCUGAAUGCAGUGAAAAUUGAAAAGCUGUCAGAUGAUGAAGAAGUAGAUAUAACUGAUGACAUGGAUGAACUCUUUUCUCCUGCUUGCCAGCAAGAUGUUGGAAAAUCCGAAUUAUCUGCAAUUUCAGAAAGUCCAGCUGAAGAAACAAAAGGAGCAGAGCAUCCUUUACCAAAUGUCGGACAUAGUUCUGCUGUUUCUUUGCUGGAAGAAGACCCUCAGAAUACUAAGCAACCCACAGUGAACACGUUACUGUUUCAGGAUGUUGCAGCAACAUGUUCUCAGCACGUGAAUGGUGAUAAACCUGUAAACUUGGAUUACCAGCAGUGCAGUGAUUUUAUAGAGAAAGCUGGACAGGGUGGAACAGGAGCAUCUCAUGGUGCUUGGGAAACAACUGACCAGGAGCUUAAUGAGGAACAGAGAGACCUGGCUGAUAAUGGGCUGCUUUUUCAUCCCACCUGCCAAGUGGAUGAAGAUCAUCAAGAAGAAGCAGAAGCUCUUAAGCCACCUGAUCAAGAAGUGGAGAUUGAUAGAAGCAUCAUUCUGGACGAAGAGAAGCAAGCUAUUCCUGAGUUCUUUGAAGGGCGCCAGGCCAAAACACCAGAGCGUUACUUGAAGAUUAGGAAUUACAUUUUGGAUCAGUGGGAGAGAUGUAAACCCAAAUACCUGAAUAAGACCUCAGUACGUCCGGGCCUUAAGAACUGUGGGGAUGUUAACUGUAUUGGACGUAUCCACACGUACUUGGAAUUAAUAGGAGCAAUUAACUUUGGCUGUGAACAGGCUGUCUAUAACAGACCACAACCAGCUGAUAAAACACGGUCCAAGGAAGGCAAAGACACGGUGGAAGCCUACCAGCUUGCUCAGCGUUUGCAGUCCAUGCGUACAAGAAGACGGCGAGUCCGAGACCCCUGGGGAAACUGGUGUGAUGCAAAGGAUUUGGAAGGGCAGACGUUUGAGCAUCUGUCUGCUGAAGAAUUAGCAAGAAGAAGAGAAGAAGAAAAACUGAAGCCUGCAAAACCUUCUAAAGGUUCAAGACAAAUAAAAAGUUCCUUUGAUCCCUUUCAGCUGAUACCGUGCUGUUUAUUCACUGAAGAAAAGCAGGAACCCUUUCAGGUGAAAGUGUCUUCAGAAGCACUUUUAAUAAUGGAUUUGCACUCGCAUGUGUCUAUGGCAGAAGUCAUAGGGUUGCUAGGUGGAAGAUACUCUGAAGCUGAUAAAGUUGUAGAAGUUUGUGCAGCAGAGCCGUGCAAUAGCCUCAGUACAGGACUGCAGUGUGAGAUGGAUCCUGUGUCUCAAACACAGGCCUCAGAAACACUUGCUGCCAGAGGAUACAGUGUUAUUGGGUGGUACCAUUCCCACCCAGCGUUUGACCCCAAUCCCUCCAUACGAGAUAUUGACACUCAAGCUAAAUAUCAGAGUUAUUUCUCCAGGGGUGGUGCCAUGUUCAUUGGAAUGAUUGUAAGUCCUUACAACCGAAAUAAUCCUCUCCCGUAUUCUCAGAUUACUUGCCUGGUGAUCAGUGAUGAGAUCAGUUCUGAUGGUUCCUACCGCCUGCCCUACAAAUUUGAAGUACAGCAGAUGUCGGAGGAGCCUCAGUGGGAAUUAAUAUUUGAAAAAACAAGAUGGAUAAUUGAAAAAUACAGGUUCUGUCACAGCAGUGUCCCCAUGGAUAAAAUUUUUCAUAGAGAUUCCGACCUGACUUGUUUGCAGAAGCUGUUGGAGUGCAUGAGGAGGACUUUGAGCAAGGUAACAAACUGCUUCAUUGCCGAAGAGUUCUUGACUCAAAUAGAAAACUUAUUCCUCUCCAUGUACAAGAGUGAAAAGAAGAGUAAUGCUGAAGAAUGUAAGAGUGAAUGUUCAAGUGAAUUAGAACCUUAGAAUCACCAGGGUUGGAAGAGACCUACCAGAACAUCCAGUCCAGCCAUCCACCCAUCACCAAUAGUUCUCACUAAUCCACGUCCCAAAACACACCACCUCCCUGGGCCCAUCCCAGUGCCUGACCACUCUUUUGGAAGAGUAGUAUUUCCUCAUGACCAGCCUGAAUCUCUCCUGGUUCAGCUUGAGGCCACUGUCAAUGUGUUGGCUUAAACAAAACAAGUGUGGAUUUAUUAUUAUUAUUUUAUGCUUAUUUCUCCCUCUGGUUUCUUUUCCUCCUGUCAAUAUGUCAGUAAUUUCAAAAUGGUUACCAUUUUAAUAGUAACAGUUAAAGUAUCCAGUCCCAUUGUAUUGUUACAGUUCAAAGAUACUUUGAAAAACUCAUGGUUUGUGUGAUCAGGAAACACGAGGAGCACUUACUAUUAACACGUAGAGAAACCAUGCAUCAUGGGGUUAGUGAAUUAUACCCCAGUCUGUGGUUUGGGGAGAAGGACAAGCUGCCCACAGCACUGACAAGGAGAGCUCUCCCUCUCAGAUCUUUCAGGAUGGGAAUUUUGUUUUCAUAUAGAUACAUUUUUUUAAUUGACAGGGAUAUAUAUCUGACACUCAAUGGUUUUGUUCCUUAAUGCUUCAGAGAGUCUAAGUUCAAACAAAUGCACAGAAGGGGAACUUAGCACUUCACUGAAAUGAACAACACGUAGCCCAGAGUAGCUUUUUGGCAGAUUCUUUGCCAUCUUGCUUCUGUUUUGUAUGAGGAAGGCUGGCAAGUUGUUGUCUUCUCAUUACUAGUUGUGCUUGUUUCCAGUGGAAAUGUUAACUCCUGUUUAUUACAGGUUACGGUCUUUCUGAUCUUCUGUUCUACAGGAAGAUCAGGCAUUUUUCUGUCAGAUCAUUGUGAUUUGCCCACUUGUAAUUGCCAGUGUUUCCUGUGGAAACGAGCUCUUCACUGUUGGCAAGCAUAGAGCAACAAGCAGACAAGUAUGUACUUUUUUUGGGGUAAGGACGGAUGACAAAGAAAAAUGUGCUUUAAAUUUUGCCCUCUAAAUCCAGAGAUUUGACUUCUAUACACAGAUUUACCUCUGAGAUCUGUCUGAAAUGUAUUUGAAAACAUGAAGCAGGCCAGAACUUGACUUUAUAUUGAUAAUGAUGGAUUUGAUUCUUAUUUGAAAAAUACAUAUGUAUGUGUAUCUACUUCUAUAAAUUUAAGAUUUUAUAUGUUUAAAUCUUCAGCUUUUCAUUUGAAAAGCUUUAAAACUGUAUAGUUGUAUCCUAAUGAGGGAACUCCUUUGCAGAGUUUAGAAUUACCUGCUUUAUCAUGUCUCAUAAUGUCAGUCUGUGUUUCUAAGUGGAAGGUGCAGAACAUGAUUGUGUGCAAGUUUGAGCAGUUGAUACUUGAUGGUUCUCUCGGGGCACAUUCAAGGAUUAUAGUCUUAAAAAUGCUGGUGGCUGCUCUUCUCUGUGCUCGUGCACAGUGUUAGAUCACACUGCUGUGUAUAAUUUACAAACUUGGUGCAUCCAUCUAUUUAAGGCAUGCUGAUUCUGCAUAUAUUCUAAAUCAUCAUCUUUGGGGAUACACCUAAUUAAAGAUACUGCAUGGCUUUCUGUAUUUCUACUUUAGACAACGCUCUCGGUGACAAAGCAUUCUGUCCUGUGUUACUUGUGGGAUGCUCUGCAGUUUUGCGUAGGAUACUCUAGAAAAACCAUAUGCUAUAUAUAGUAUGUACUAAAAGCUGUAGUUCUCCUUCUAUAAACUAGAACCAAAUUUCAACCUCCUGUGUAACAGCAAUAUGAACUAGAUAUCAUUCUUUAUCCAUAUACAUGGAUGUCAGUGUUACCAAAGUAUUGGUAAGAACGUGCUGGCAGCUUUUCUGCUGAAGAAUUAAAGUGAGUUAAAGUAACACAGUUGUAUUAAUUGGUUUUAAGUCACAUUAAGUCAGAAGAGUUUUUAGUCAAACACGCUUCCGAAGCAGUUCAGAUCUCCAGAGAACACUGUGCAGUUUUGUAUGCAUGCACACAAAGGCACCAGGUUUCCCCAGGGUGGUUCUUGUACCAAAGAUUAUCCAUGGACAAUGUUUCAAAGCAUAGGAAAGGUGAGGGGAGGCACAAUGAACUGGUAGUACCACCAGAAUCCCAUGUGACCACACCAUAUCGCGUGUGGAUGGGAAAUAACAUAUCCAUCCUGCCAGGUAAUGAUUUUGUGGGCAGGAGUCAUGGUAAGAAAUACUCUGCUUUUUGUCAUUUAUUUUUGACUUUGUGUCUAAUAAUGAGUUUGGAAGUUGUGUGCUGCUGAGAUGUUACUAACACUGCCAGUUCUGCUACCCAACACGUACAAGGCAUUAAAUCUGUUUAUUGAGAAGCUCAUUGUUUUUUCAUUGGCCGUUUUUCUUAUGUUAGCUUUGUUUUAGGACAAAAUACUGCAGGCUCAUAUAUUUUUUGUUUAUGUAACACCACCUGUAACAUCCAGCCAAGCAUUUCCUCAAGAGAAGGGAAAUGUUUGAGCAGCAAUUGGAACGAUGGAAGUUAAACUGGGCGAGUCACCACUACAUCCUACGAUGUAGCUUUGGCCAUUUGUUGUCUGAGUGAAGCUUUGCUGCCCCAGUUCCCAGCAGUGCUUUUUCACAGCUAUAUGUACCAUGUUCAUGGGGAGGAUGGGGGGCUUGGUCUGUAUUUCCUUGAAUAUUUUUUCCCCUUUGAUCCCUUCUUUGAUAUUCCUGACUGAUGGUAUCCAAGAAUCCACUAAUAAAGACUAAAUAUUCUGUACUUCA